Colletotrichum costaricense is the source of this 303-nucleotide messenger RNA. RefSeq lists its product as uncharacterized. The transcript is spliced from 2 exons. NCBI's taxonomy places the organism in Eukaryota, Fungi, Ascomycota, Sordariomycetes, Glomerellales, Glomerellaceae. The coding region runs from base 1 to 303 and encodes 100 amino acids. The record is from RefSeq and is a predicted model, not a curated record.
AUGAGAAACACAGUGGUCCCUCAUCUACGAACUGGAGAUUUGCGAGCGGAGUCCCUGGCAGCCGGCGGCACGGCAGAGGGAAGAGGGCCGACUGGACGGGGCUCCGCCUUCUCCUUUUUCCGCGACCCCGCGAUGGACUGUGCCCCAUGCGUCUAUGCACUGUCCCAAUUGAACGAGCAGCCGGUCAAGUGGAUCCGACAACCCCACUGUGACAGCUUGGGCUUAGCGCGUUGGAUCUCCAAUGGGCGGUCCAGGUCCCAGGUGGUGGGGUUUCCAGGGAGAGGUCCCCGCCAUGGCCCAUGA